Messenger RNA from Lathyrus sativus (Indian pea), 1230 nucleotides. NCBI's taxonomy places the organism in Eukaryota, Viridiplantae, Streptophyta, Magnoliopsida, Fabales, Fabaceae. The record is from the annotation of a GenBank genome assembly.
AUGGCCAACAUCUUGAAAUCCAAUUCAGGAAGAAUCGCACUUCGUUCAAUCACCCACUCCUUGGCGGCGGUGUCAACUACAACUACCAACCACGCUUCUUCACUUCCCUCUCGAUUAUCUUCCGUUCGAUUUCUUCGCAGUGGUCGAGAUCCUAUCUCAAGGAAUUAUGAAACUAUUCCUCCGGUUAAUUGGGGGGUUCGGAUUGUACCGGAGAAGAAAGCGUUUGUGAUUGAGCGAUUCGGGAAAUACGCCAAGACUCUUCCAUCUGGAAUUCAUUUCUUGAUCCCGUUUGUGGAUAGAAUUGCUUACGUGCAUUCCCUAAAGGAAGAAGCAAUUAGUAUUCCUGAUCAGUCUGCUAUCACUAAAGAUAAUGUCACCAUUCUCAUUGAUGGUGUGCUUUAUGUUAAGAUUGUAGAUCCUAAACUUGCUUCUUAUGGGGUUGAGAAUCCCAUUUAUGCUGUUAUUCAGCUGGCUCAAACGACAAUGCGUAGUGAACUUGGUAAGAUCACUCUCGACAAGACCUUUGCGGAAAGGGAUACGCUCAAUGAAAAUAUUGUGGAGUCCAUUAACGUGGCUGCAAAAAGUUGGGGUCUAGAAUGCCUUCGAUAUGAAAUAAGGGAUAUCUCUCCUCCGCGUGGAGUGAAAGCAGCUAUGGAGAUGCAAGCAGAAGCAGAACGGAAAAAGAGAGCUCAAAUUCUUGAGUCUGAAGGAGAAAGGCAGGCUCAUAUAAACAUUGCUGAAGGAAAGAAGAGUUCAGUGAUCUUGGCAUCAGAAGCAUCUAUGAUGGAUCAAGCAAACAGAGCAAGAGGUGAGGCCGAAGCCAUCAUUGCCAAGGCAAGAGCAACAGCUGAAGGACUUUCUGUCGUGUCACAAACCCUAAAAGAAAAUGGAGGACCAGAGGCAGCAAGCUUAAGGAUAGCUGAGCAAUAUAUUCAUGCUUUCAGUAACAUAGCCAAGGAGGGCACCACAAUGUUACUUCCUAGCUCUGCUUCCAAUCCUGCUAACAUGAUGGCUCAAGCCCUUACUAUGUACAAAAGCUUAAUUGGUAAUGUUCCCAGUAAUACGCGCAGUGGGACCGCACCCCCUUCAAUGGCAGGACAAAAAGAAGGAAAUUAUUCAUCUGAUGAGGUUAAAGAUGAGAGCUCAACAACCCUUACUACAAAUAGAGGAAUCCCAGAUCAUCCUGGAACAUCUGGAUUUUCACUUCAGAGUCCCCCAAAUAGGGAGUAG